GUAUACCAGCCCUAUUUAUAGAAUUGGCUUCCUGAAGAGUUUCAGGGCAGCUUGUUUGAAUUGUAAUACAGAUGUCAGAUGACAAGAUCUGCAAACUCCGCCAUAGCCCCAAACGCUUAAAACCCAUACUGCUAGUGAGGCACAAUAACUCGGUGUGGAAACUUACCUACGGCAAGGAAAACCGCUACCGAAAAACCUCGUUGGCGGGCAGCAGCAUCAACAUUACUUUUCGUUGUAGCCGAAAACUUCAGCUGGCUGGAUUUCUUGAAGAUAAUCAGGCGGAAAGCUGGUACCUUAGAAUGGCUGACGGACUGCGGAGGGAGCUACCCCAAUUAGGAAAGGCCGGGGACACCAGACCCAAUGGUGCAAAUAAACCCUUAUGUCCAGUAUGAGGUAAAUAUGAUGUAAUGUACUUUUGUCUUAAUAUGGUUAUUAUGAGUGGAGAGUUUAUAUUUAAGGUUAAUGUUUAUAAAUAUUUCAAUAGUUUUUGGUGCUUACUGUGUGUGGUACUACAAAUGACGACAUUGUGGCGGUUGGGCACGACCUCAAAGAGUCUUCAUGGAAUUCCAAAAAUGUCCGAGUGUUAAAAAAUUAAAAUAACCACAAAAGGCACAUAUCGUUAUACAUGCACCCUUCUUGGAUAUGUUGACAACCCUUUUCCAUUCUUCUCUGUCUCUGUCCCUCUCAACCUCAUUAUUCCCAGUUCUGACAGGUCAUCCUCAAUGUUCUAAAGCCUGCAUGAUAGUCCAACUCUUCUUUUUCCGGUUACCACAUCAUCCAUGCCAUGUUACAUGUCCUAACGGCAAUUAAAUACGGCAAGUCUUGAUUAACUGUACCACGUUUGUGUCUUGGUGAGUUAUGUUUGAGGUUCUGGCGAAACCUCCAUGUCUUUAAAUUUUGAUCGAAAACUGCUCUAUAAAUUCUUCUAAUGAUCUUUCGCUCAAGUACAUUUAGGUUCUUGGUCAUCGCAACAGUUAGGAUUCAGAUUUCAACAUCAUACGUUAAUAAGGGUUCUACGAAUGUUUUAUUACUGGCUUUUGUUGUCCGUGACAGCAAAAUAUGAGGAUUUAAAAAAAAUCAUGUUGGUAAAAUAUGCUCGAUUAGCAGCCAUUAUUCUUCUGUUUACUUCUUAAUACAUAAUUUAGAUAAUUAGUUAUUGUUAAAAUGAUUACUGAUUUAAUUAGAUAACAUUAAUUAUUGUUA
Nezara viridula (southern green stink bug) is the source of this 1203-nucleotide messenger RNA. Lineage: Eukaryota; Metazoa; Arthropoda; Insecta; Hemiptera; Pentatomidae. The record is from the annotation of a GenBank genome assembly.